AUGGCCGAGCUGAAGUCGCUGGGCGGCGAGGCGUACCUGGCGCUGGCCCCGGGCUACGGCCCCUCGGCUUUCGCCUACGGGGCGGUGCGCGGCGGAGGAGGAGGCGGCGGCGAGGACCCGCGGGGGACUUACCCGGGGGGCGGCGGGGCGGACUUCCAUCCCGGGGCGCUGGGCAAGUCGGCGGAGAGCAGCGGCGAGCAGAGCGGCGAGGAAGAGGAGGGCUUCGAGGCCGGGGUGAAGGGCGGCGCGGCCUUCGAGCGGGAGGGCAAGCUGAAGGGGGCGGCCGUGGGGAAGAAGCCCAAGGAGCAGCGCUCGCUGCGCCUCAGCAUCAACGCGCGGGAGCGGCGGCGGAUGCACGACCUGAACGACGCCCUGGACGGGCUGCGGUCCGUCAUCCCUUACGCCCACAGCCCUUCGGUGCGGAAACUCUCCAAAAUCGCCACCUUGCUCCUGGCCAAGAACUACAUCCUCAUGCAGGCCCAGGCGCUGGAGGAGAUGCGGCGGCUGGUGGCCUACCUGAACCAGGGCCAGGCGCUGAGCGCCCCGCUGCCCGCCACCCUCAACCCCUUCGGACAGUCGCCCGUCUACCCCUUCGGCGGCACGGCCUUGCCCGGCUGCCCCGAGAAAUGCACUGCCUUCACAGGAGCCGCCUCCGCCCUCUGCAAACACUGUAAUGACAAGCCCUGAUUUGGGGCUGCUUCGGGCUUUUUUUGGGGUUUCAUUUAAUUUUUAUUUUUUUUUCUUUUCUGCGCACUUUUCUUUCCACUGCCAUCAGCCCUGGCUUCCUACCAUCAGUUAAGUCUGGGUUUUUCUUUUUUGUUUGCUUCUCUUAAAUACCCACCCCCUCCCCGUACCCCAUUUGGAAAUGUUUGGCAGUUUGAGAUGAACCCCCAAAACCACCCACUUUCAACUUUGUUUAGUUACCUCCCCCCCCCACCUCCACCCCCCAACUUCAUCUGUAGAGUUAUUUCCUUCCCAGCCUGUUAGUGGACCGUGAGCAUCACGCUGCUUUUCUGCUUGCUCUGAUCUACAAAGUUUCUGUGCAGUUCUUAAACUUAAGCUAUAGGACGAACAGGGAGGGAGAGAAGAUCUGGAAAGGGGAAACCUCAGUGAGUUUUCUUUGGCAUGGUCAAUCUAUGUUAAAAAUAGCUUAAAAAGAGGGGGGGAGGGAGAAGCAAAAUCCAGCUACAAAACUAUGCAACGUCUCAAUCACGGGGGGGUGUCCUGUGUAGCCAAGUAGGGGUUGGACCACAAAUCCAAAUGAAAAUGUCAUUCGGUCAGCUCCCGGGAGGGGGGAAGUUUGGUGCUCUUGAUAAAACAAUAGAUGCUUCAAAAUAAGAUGCUUUUUUAAAUUUUUUCCUUUUUUUUUGCGCUUAAAAAAAAAUUAACCCAUUCUUGAAGUGAGAGGAACCUGUGAUUGUAUGCUAAUGCUUGCUUUUUUGCCUGUUUCUCAGCUUGGUUAAGUUUCCCAGAUGAUUUUUCCAAACUCGUUGCUCAUCACGAUAAAGCCAAAAGGUCACUUAACAUAUUUAUAUGUAUUUAUAAUAAAUAAAAGACGUGAAUAACCGCUUUCUCUGUCCUGCAUGUCUCUAACACCAGCUGGCAGUCAAAGCAAACCCCCACUGAAGUCAGGUAAAGCGGGGCCAGAGGCGGCAGUCCUUGGCAGAAGAGCAGCGGUGUGAAGUUAGGGGAAUGAUUGGAAUACUUGGAAAAAAAAAAAAAGCUUGUGGACGUUCAGCUCAGGAUCAGCAGGGGUUUGGUUAUUUCUCCAGGCUCUCAUAAAUCGUCAGCACACACCCAAAAAAAAAAAAAAGAAAAUAUUGUUUAUG
Calidris pugnax (ruff) is the source of this 1829-nucleotide messenger RNA. It is a transcript of the gene BHLHE23, whose product is annotated as basic helix-loop-helix family member e23. Gene Ontology annotation, molecular function: protein dimerization activity. The record is from RefSeq and is a predicted model, not a curated record. Bases 1 to 687 code for a protein of 228 amino acids. The transcript has a single exon. Lineage: Eukaryota; Metazoa; Chordata; Aves; Charadriiformes; Scolopacidae.